This is a messenger RNA of Myxozyma melibiosi, 1039 nucleotides long. RefSeq names its product putative asparagine linked glycosylation protein. Gene Ontology annotation, biological process: dolichol-linked oligosaccharide biosynthetic process. Gene Ontology annotation, molecular function: N-acetylglucosaminyldiphosphodolichol N-acetylglucosaminyltransferase activity. Bases 116 to 802 code for a protein of 228 amino acids. The record is from RefSeq and is a predicted model, not a curated record. Lineage: Eukaryota; Fungi; Ascomycota; Lipomycetes; Lipomycetales; Lipomycetaceae. The transcript is spliced from 4 exons. Gene Ontology annotation, cellular component: UDP-N-acetylglucosamine transferase complex.
ACUCAAUCAACACGGUUUAUGCUGGUCUAUUUAGAUAAUUCAAGCUAUUCAGGCUCAUUAUCUCGAAGGCGAUUGACUACUGAAGUUGCUCUAGGCUUUUGCUUCGGCCCAUCUGAUGUUCUUUGACCACAUCACUGCGGGUGCCUGUCUACUUGCUCUGCUCAUAGUUACCAUCUUGCUGGUAAUUGCUAUGCUGUCCUUGAUUCGAUCGUACGUGGAUGAUCCGGUACAGCACCCAGAUGGUGCAUCUGCUAUGUUUGUCUUAGGAUCUGGAGGACAUACCACCGAACUUCUCAGUAUCGUCAAUGAUCUCCGGUUUGAGAAAUAUCCGAAUCGAACGUGGGUUUCAUUUUCCGGAGAUUCACUUUCAAUAGUACGUGCUAUGGAUCUUGAGCAAAAGAAAAGAGACGAGGCGCAAGAUACGAAAUCGGGCAAGUCAGUUGGAUCAAUGACUUCAGUACAUCUACCUCGCGCAAGAACGGUCGGACAAUCAUAUUUUACUAGCAUUUUUACAACAUUGAUAUGUGCUUUACAGUGUUUAUAUACUGUAUACAACGUGCGCCCGGAUCUUAUUAUAUGCAACGGCCCAGGCAGUUGUGUUCCGAUAUGCUUUGCAGCACUGCUGCUUCGCGCACUUGGACUCUCCAGAGGAAGGAUAGUCUACGUCGAAUCUCUGGCUCGUGUCAACUCUUUAUCACUGACGGGAAAAAUGCUAUACUAUGUUGUGGAUCGCUUUAUUGUGCAAUGGCCGCAGCUGGCCGAGCAGUACGAAGGCGCCGAGUAUGUCGGUCUGAUAGCAUAGAUCUGCAAUCACGCUUGUCGAAGAUAGCGAAUCCGCUUAUUUCUGGUCUACUUUUGCUGUCUGGUCGCGAAUCAGAAUAGACAGACAGAGUAAUGUAAAUGCAUAUCGUCAAAAGCCAUGCUAUCUACUACCCCUCUCAUCGCCUCACAGUUGAAGAAGAGAACCCAAGGGCAAAACUGAUCCGAUUCGAAUAUACGGGCUAAGCUGGCUAUCUGAUUACAAAUAUAUUAGUAACAC